AUGGCGGGAUUUGGUGCUAUGGAGAAAUUUUUGGUUGAGUACAAAAGUGCAGAGGAAAAGAAACUGGCAGAGUAUAAAUGUAACACCAACACAGCAAUUGAACUAAAAUUAGUUCGUUUCCCCGAAGAUCUUGAGAAUGAUAUUAGAACUUUCUUUCCUGAAUAUACCCAUCAACUCUUUGGGGAUGAUGAAACUGCUUUUGGUUACAAGGGUCUGAAGAUCUUGUUAUACUAUAUUGCGGGUAGCCUGUCAACAAUGUUCCGUGUUGAAUAUGCAUCAAAAGUUAAUGAGAACUUUGACUGUGUAGAGGCAGAUGAUGUCGAGGGCAAAAUUAGACAAAUCAUUCCACCUGGAUUUUGCACAAACACAAAUGAUUUUCUUUCUUUACUGGAAAAAGAAGUUGAUUUCAAGCCAUUUGGAACCUUACUCCAUACAUACUCUGUUCUAAGUCCAACAGGGGAGAACUUUACCUUUCAGAUAUACAAGGCUGACAUGACGUGUAGAGGCUUUCGAGAAUAUCAUGAAAGGCUUCAGACCUUUUUGAUGUGGUUUAUUGAGACUGCUAGCUUUAUUGACGUGGAUGAUGAAAGAUGGCACUACUUUCUAGUAUUUGAGAAGUAUAAUAAGGAUGGAGCUACGCUCUUUGCGACCGUAGGCUACAUGACAGUCUAUAAUUACUAUGUGUACCCAGACAAAACCCGGCCACGUGUAAGUCAGAUGCUGAUAUUGACUCCAUUUCAAGGUCAAGGCCAUGGUGCUCGACUUCUUGAAACAGUUCAUAGGUAUUACAUUGCAUCUCCUUCUGUUCUUGAUAUUACAGCGGAAGAUCCAUCUGAAAGCUAUGUGAACUUAAGAGACUUUGUGCUUGUGAAGCUUUGUCAAGAUUUGCCCUGUUUUUCUCGGGAAAAGUUAAUGCAAGGAUUCAAUGAAGAUAUGGCAAUAGAGGCACAACAAAAGUUCAAAGUAAAUAAGAAACAUGCUAGACGGGUUUAUGAAAUUCUUCGCCUACUGGUAACUGACAUGAGUGAUGCUGAACAAUACAGAAGUUACAGAUUGGAUAUUAAAAGAAGACUAAUUAGCCCAUAUAAGAAAAAGCAGAGAGAUCUUGCUAAAAUGAGAAAAUGUCUUAGACCAGAAGAACUGACAAACCAGAUGAACCAAAUAGAAAUAAGCAUGCAACACGAACAACUGGAAGAAAGCUUUCAGGAUCUUGUGGACGAUUAUCGACGUGUUAUUGAACGCCUUGCUCAAGAAUAA
Pipistrellus nathusii (Nathusius's pipistrelle) is the source of this 1257-nucleotide messenger RNA. The record is from the annotation of a GenBank genome assembly. NCBI's taxonomy places the organism in Eukaryota, Metazoa, Chordata, Mammalia, Chiroptera, Vespertilionidae.